Molecule: messenger RNA, 1285 nt
Organism: Poeciliopsis prolifica (blackstripe livebearer)
Lineage: Eukaryota; Metazoa; Chordata; Actinopteri; Cyprinodontiformes; Poeciliidae
Exons: 7
Coding region: 275-1099 (274 amino acids)
Source: RefSeq, a predicted model, not a curated record
AACAAUUUUAUUGGCGAAAACAACUAACUCAGAUUGGUUGGUACGUCAUGUGACUUCCGUAAUCAAAGUCGUCAUGGUGAUGUAUGGCCGCAAACUAGAAAACUGUCGUGAUUAUGUUUGCGAUGCCAUUUUCGCUGUGCUAAUGUGAAAACUUAACUGGGACUUUUAAUCUACUUUUAUCGAUGCUUUUCACAGAGGAUAUCAGGACAUUUGGAAUCAUAUGAAGGCGCUGUUUUAAGCUUCCCUCAUCCCAGGUGAACACAGAAGUCUGAGAAUGAGUCAGGGGUCUAACCUUAGAGAAUAUGUAUCCCACAAUCCUCCAGGGGUGACUUUCUUCCUGUGCCUCUUAAUUCUUGCAAUCUCAUUCAUCGUUAUCAGCUCUUACAGCUACUCUCACUCUCUACCUAACCCUGACAUAGAACAGGACUGGAAUACUCUACUUCUGUCCUUCUCAAAGUUUCCCUUGUGUGAGAAGGAAAAUGCAAGUUCUCCAGCCCACACCUCCCCAAUUGCUCCUUUGCAAACGAUGCAGGAAAAGGAUGAGAAAACAUCAAUAAAUGCAACAAGAAGUUCUUCUUCUGUCAUGGAUUUGCAUCUUCAUGUUCCUCUGUCUGUGACUCCUUCCUCACCAAGUGUCACACGGAAAGACAUUGUUCUGUUCACAACAUUAACAGCCAAACAGCUUAAGCUUGGAGACAAAGAACUUGUUAGGUUGAUAUUGGAGAUCUUACCUGAAGACAGUGAGCACAUAUGCCUCACUAUAACGGCUCCAAAACACAUCCUACCUAUGACUCUGCGCCCUCCAAAGUGCUCUGCAUCAGAGUCAAAUAUUUCAAGGGUUCCUGUGGAAGUGACCAAUCAGCUACCUGCAUCAUCUCAAACCUGCUACAGUAUGCACUUUAAGAAAGACCCGACCUUGACAGUCAUGUUAACUCUGGAAGAGCAAAGUGUGGCGGUGAAACAUCUGGUGGUAGUCAGCGUGACGCUGCUUGGUGUUUGUUUCAUUCUCUGUGUAGCUGCAAGCUUGAAAACCUCCGUCCCCCAUCGAGAUUAUCUUACAAGACAAAACUCUCAAAGUGAGCCUUUGAUUGAAAGUUGAAGUGUGACUGUCCUACACAGCAAGGAAAUUCUUUGGCGGAUGAAACGAAGCAAAAUAUUCCCACAUAUUUUACGACACACUGGUUUACAUGGUGUUGUUUGCACCAAAUACUUUUCAUUGCUGCUGACCUUGUUAUCCUACAUUUUGUUAUCCUAAAUAAAGUAUUUACAGAAAUGCUUUAGCAUU